AUGUCUGCACGACCUGAGCUCAAGGUCGACGACGAGCAUGGAUUCAUCCGCUUCUUCAAAUCUCUCCCAGCCAACGAUGAGGACUUGAUUCGUAUUUUUGAUCGGGGAGAUUGGUACACCGCACACGGCGAAAACGCCAACUUCAUUGCACGAACCGUCUACAAGACUACCUCAGUUGUACGACAGCUUGGACGCAAUGACCACACCGGACUUCCUUCGGUUACCAUGACCGCCACCGUUUUCCGACAGUUUCUUCGCGAAGCCCUGUAUAAACUGGGGAAACGGAUCGAGAUUUGGGCGAGCCCCAACGGGCGGAUGAACUGGAAGGCCACUAAACAUGCUUCCCCUGGCAACCUUCAAGAUGUUGAAGAGGACCUAGGAAGCCUCGCCGAGGCAGCACCCGUCAUUCUGGCCGUCAAAAUCUCGGCAAAGGCGUCAGAGGCACGGGCUGUGGGAGUAUGCUUCGCGGAUGCCAGCGUUCGGGAACUCGGGGUCAGCGAAUUCCUAGACAACGAUCUCUAUUCCAAUUUUGAAGCACUUCUCAUUCAACUCGGCGUAAAAGAGUGCCUCAUAACGAUGGAAAAGGCGGACAAAGAAAGGGAUCCAGAACUCACCAAGCUGAAGCAAAUCAUUGACAGCUGCGGCGUUGCCAUUUCUGAGCGCCCAAUGGCCGAUUUUGGAGUCAAGGAUAUCGAACAAGAUCUGGCAAGGCUGUUGAAGGAUGAAAGGUCCGCCACAUUACUCCCCCAAACGGACCUGAAACUUGCUAUGGGCUCAGCAGCGGCCCUGAUCAAAUACCUCGGUGUUCUUCACGACACCUCCAACUUCGGCCAAUAUCAGCUGUAUCAACACGAUCUUGCUCAGUUCAUGAAGCUAGACGCGGCCGCACUUAAGGCUCUCAACCUAAUGCCCGGGGCAAGAGAUGGCGCGAAGACCAUGAGCUUGUUCGGUUUGCUGAAUCAUUGCAAAACCCCGGUCGGGAGCAGGUUGCUAGCGCAGUGGCUCAAGCAGCCCCUGAUGGAUAAGGACGAGAUUGAAAAGCGUCAACAACUUGUCGAGGCGUUUGCCAACGACACAGAACUGCGUCAGACCAUGCAAGAAGAGCAUUUGAGGUCGAUUCCCGAUCUGUACCGUCUUGCAAAGCGGUUCCAGCGAAACAAGGCGAAUCUGGAGGACGUGGUCAGAGCCUACCAAGCAGUCAUUCGCCUUCCUGGAUUCUUGGGCACGUUUGAAGGCAUCAUGGACGAAACAUACCGGGAUCCCUUGGAUGCGGCCUACACCAACAAGCUCCGCGAGUUAUCCGACAGCUUGGUCAAGCUGCAGGAGAUGGUGGAAACCACGGUUGACCUCGACGCACUCGACAACCAUGAGUUCAUCAUCAAGCCGGAGUUUGACGACAGCCUGCGCAUCAUCCGGAAAAGGCUCGAUAGGAUACGCACUGAAAUGGACCGGGAGUACGCCGAGGCCGCCAGUGACCUAGGUCAGGAGCGGGACAAAAAGAUAUUCCUCGAAAACCACAAGGUUCACGGCUGGUGUAUGCGGUUGACCCGCACGGAAGCCGGUUGUAUCCGGAACAAGUCGAGGUACCUCGAGUGCUCAACACAAAAGAACGGCGUUUACUUCACGACCAAGACGCUACAGGGGCAUCGCCGCGAGUUCGACCAGCUGUCUCAAAACUACAACAGGACCCAGAGCGGUCUGGUGAAUGAGGUCGUCGGUGUUGCCGCUUCCUACAGUCCAGUUCUUGAGAGACUUGCGGGUGUGCUUGCCCACUUAGAUGUGAUUGUGUCCCUUGCGCACUGCUCCGUCCACGCCCCCGUCUCCUAUGUCCGCCCAAAAAUACACCCUCGCGGAGAGGGCCAAACGAUUCUGAUGGAAGCCCGCCACCCUUGUCUCGAAAUGCAAGACGACGUUCAGUUCAUCACCAACGACGUCGAGCUAACGCGGGACAAGUCCUCCUUCCUCAUCAUCACAGGCCCCAACAUGGGUGGCAAGUCGACUUAUAUCCGCCAGAUCGGCGUGAUCGCGCUCAUGGCACAAAUCGGCUGCUUCGUACCAUGCAGCAGCGCUGAACUGACCAUCUUCGACAGCAUUCUGGCACGUGUGGGCGCCAGCGAUAGUCAGCUCAAGGGCGUGUCCACAUUCAUGGCCGAGAUGCUUGAAACAGCCAACAUCCUCAAGUCAGCAACAGCCGAGAGCCUCAUCAUCAUCGAUGAGCUCGGCCGCGGCACGUCGACCUACGACGGCUUCGGCCUCGCCUGGGCCAUCUCGGAGCACAUCGUCAAGGAAAUCGGCUGUUUUGCCCUCUUCGCCACGCAUUUUCACGAACUGACCGCGCUCGCCGACCAAGCCCCGCAGGUCCGCAACCUACACGUCACAGCGCACAUCAGCGGGACAACCGACGCAUCCGCCAAGACCACAAAAACCAAGCAAGACGAAAAACGCGAGGUCACCCUCCUUUACAAGGUCGAGCCUGGCGUCUGCGACCAAAGCUUUGGCAUCCACGUCGCCGAACUAGUCCGUUUCCCGGACAAGGUCGUGCGCAUGGCCAAGCGCAAGGCUGACGAGCUCGAGGAUUUCACGUCGGCGAAAGACGGCAGCGGUGCCGCUGCCAUUCCCGCGCCGCCCGAGGCCGCAUACACCAAGCGAGACGUGGAAGAGGGCAGCGCAUUGCUCAAGGACGUGCUUGUGCGUUGGAAGGACGAAGUACGUGCCGGAACCAUCUCCAAGGAGGAAAUGGUCGCGCGGUUGAAAGAGUUGGUGGGAAAUGACGCCAAGUUGUUGGCGAAUCCCUUUUUCCAAAGCGUGAAGGCGUUGUAG
Molecule: messenger RNA, 2820 nt
Organism: Dichotomopilus funicola
Lineage: Eukaryota; Fungi; Ascomycota; Sordariomycetes; Sordariales; Chaetomiaceae
Product: DNA mismatch repair protein msh-2
Exons: 3
Coding region: 1-2820 (939 amino acids)
Biological process (GO): mitotic recombination; mismatch repair
Cellular component (GO): MutSalpha complex; nucleus
Molecular function (GO): ATP binding; ATP-dependent DNA damage sensor activity; mismatched DNA binding
Source: RefSeq, a predicted model, not a curated record